UCUUCAGGCGAGACGCACCUGCCUCGAGCGAAAGUCUGGUUCUCUAAAUUCCUGCAAUGUAUGCAGCGCCAGAAGAUCUUGCAAGUGAAGGAGCUGAACAAAGGUGUGGAGAGCAUCGUGGAAGUGGACUGGAAACAUCCAGACAUUAAAGCAUUUGCAGUACCUGAAGGAUUUUCUUCAGCCUCUGCUGCCCAAGACAGCAAGAGUGAAGACAGAGGACAAGUAUACCAUGCUCCUGAAAUCAUUCCGCUUUAUGGAGUCUCAGCAAAAAUGAUCCCACUCUUUCAGGAAUCUGGACACAGAAAAGGCAGCAUCCUCUCAAGCAGUGAGGUGAGAAACAUCAUCAUUAACUACGUGAAAGCUAAUGAGUUGGUUGAUGAAACAAACAAAAACCUUGUGAAGGUGGAUGCCAUUCUGUGUGACUGCCUGUUAGAUAAAACGGAACAAGAUGAAAUCUCAGACCUUAAAUGGGAUGACCUCUUGAGCAGGUGCCUUGAAGGGCUGCAGCCCUUACACCAGGACCUUGAGCUCUACGAUCUAGACCCACAGUGUGUGGCCAACAUUCUGCAACAAAAAGUACAAGCCAGUGCCACCAUCACCCCAGUACCGGCAACAAAAGACAGAGUUCGGGUCCAGAUCCAAGGCAACCAAACGCAUCAUCUGGCUAAGAUGCUGCUCGAAAAAUACCAGCUACCUCGGAAAUACAUUCAAGGCCUUGAGAAGGCUCCAAAGCUUGGCCGGAGGAAGUAG
Molecule: messenger RNA, 750 nt
Organism: Tauraco erythrolophus (red-crested turaco)
Lineage: Eukaryota; Metazoa; Chordata; Aves; Musophagiformes; Musophagidae
Source: RefSeq, a predicted model, not a curated record